GGAGGCGGGCCGAGGAGGAAGGGGUGGGGAAGGCGGUAGAAGGAGGAGGGGUCUCCGUCCCGGACCCCUCCUCCCAAGGUGAGGUGCCAGAACCCCACGGUGCCACGCAGAGACGAGACCCGAACACGCUCCGGGGAAGCCGUGCAGCCGAGCAGCUCCAGCCGCCGCCCUAGACCAGCCGGAGGAUGAACGCAGGCUCGGACCCCGUGGCCAUCGUGUCCGCGGCCAGAACUGCGAUAGGAUCUUUUAAUGGUGCGUUAUCCACCGUCCCUGUCCAUGAGCUGGGCUCCACCGUCAUUAAAGAAGUCCUAAAAAGGGCUAGCGUUCCUCCAGACGAGGUGUCCGAGGUCAUUUUUGGGCAUGUUUUGUCAGCGGGUUGUGGUCAGAAUCCUGUUCGACAGGCCAGCGUGGGAGCCGGGAUCCCCUACGCCGUGCCAGCUUGGAGCUGUCAGAUGAUCUGUGGGUCAGGCCUCAAAGCUGUGUGCCUUGGGGCCCAGUCUGUUGGGAUCGGAGAGUCCAGCAUUGUUGUAGCAGGAGGCAUGGAAAGCAUGAGCAAGGCUCCUCAUUUUGUUCACUUGAGAACAGGAUUGAAAAUGGGAGAGACCCCUUUGAAAGAUACCGUGAUCUGUGACGGUCUUACAGAUGCAUUCCACAACUAUCACAUGGGUGUUACAGCUGAAAAUGUAGCACAGAAAUGGAAAGUGAGUAGAGAAGACCAAGAUGGAUAUGCUCUCUUGUCACAGAACAGGACAGAGAAUGCUCAAAAAGCGGGCUAUUUUGACAAAGAGAUUGUACCUGUUUCUGUGCCUUCCAGAAAAGGACCUGUGGAAGUUAAAACAGAUGAAUUUCCUCGCCAUGGAAGCACUUUAGAAGCGAUGUCCAAACUGAAGCCUUGCUUUCUGACGGAUGGAUCAGGAACAAUAACUGCUGCUAAUGCUUCAGGAAUGAAUGAUGGAGCGGCAGCUGUGGUCCUCAUGAAAAAGUCAGAAGCAGAAAAACGAAGUCUUACACCCUUAGCACAAAUUGUAUCCUGGUCACAGGUUGGUGUAGAUCCUGCCAUUAUGGGAUCAGGACCAAUUCCAGCAAUAAAGCAGGCUGUUGCCAAAGCAAACUGGACACUAGAGGAUGUUGAUGUAUUUGAAAUCAACGAGGCCUUUGCAUCGCUUUCUGUAGCAAUAUCAAAGGAACUUGGUUUGAAUCCAGAAAAGGUCAACAUUCAAGGUGGAGCCAUAGCUUUGGGGCAUCCCAUUGGAGCCUCAGGGUGUCGAAUUCUUGUUACUCUACUACAUACACUGGAGCGAACUGGUGGAACCCGUGGAGUUGCUGCUCUGUGCAUUGGAGGAGGGAUGGGAAUAGCAAUGUGUGUUCAAAGAGGAUGAAAAGAAAAAAUUUUAUAACCUUGGUCUCCAGUAAAAUUUAACCACAUUUUAGUUCAAGUCUUAAAAAAUGAACUAAUUUAACUACCUGUGAACACAUUUCAGGGACCAAAAAACAGCAGAGGAAAGAUGUUUUAUUUCAUCUCCCUUUUAAAAACUCAAGUCAACAUGACAGCUUGUUGUAUUUUUUAUGUCUAUACACUAAGUGCAAGACAACGGUACAGGAUGAAACUAAUCUCAACACUGUUAUAAAUAAAGAUAAUCAGAUCAGUCUUCAAUAGCCCCAGAGUGAACUGCAUCUUCAUAACCUCCUCCUCCUCUUUUAUCAUCUUUACUUUCUGGAUGUAACUUAAUGAGGUCAUCAAUUCGAAGAAUGGUAAUUGCAGCUUCUGUUGCAAAUUUCAAACUCUUAACUUUGACCAUGGUAGGUUCAAACACACCACUCUGCCUGUUGUCUCGAGGUUUGCCGUUGAUUAAGUCAAGACCAAUCCUGCAAUUGAAAAGAAAGAAUGGUAUUAAAACAAAGGCUAUUUCAUCUCUUAAUAAAGCCAUCUCCCUUCCCUCACCCUUGGAGUGUUGUUUUAAAUAUAUGGUGCUUGCAUAUAAACAUACUUCCUGGAAGCUAUUCACCUCCCUGUGCCUCCAUCAGUAAUGAAGAUUCCAUUCUAUUAAAUGUUUUAACCUUUAGACAAAAGCACUCCCAAAAUUCUGCCUUCUUGGUACAUGCAAGAGGACAAUAAAAGUAGAAAAAUUAACACUUGCCAUUUUAGGUUCUUGCGUUCUGGGUUAACUUGAGCCUCAUUAUGAAAAGCUCUUAACUUGGCAACCAAAUCUGUAGAGUCUUGGGCAGCAUUAACUGCCAGUGUGUUGGGAAUAAUGAGAAGAGAUCUGGCAAAUUCUGCAAUAGCAAGUUGUUCCCGUGAUCCCUGCAGGGGAAAAAAAGGAAAAACUUUAGUGAGCAAUGGGAAUAGGUUCUCCUCCUCCACCUUCCCCAGUCUCUGAACUGUUCUUACCAUGCUGGUUGCGUAGUUCUCCAGAUAAAUGGAAAGCGCUGCUUCUACAGCACCACCACCUGGCACUACAGACUUUGACUCCAGGACUCUCUUAACUACACAGAGAGCAUCAUGUAAAGAGCGCUCCAUCUCAUCACACAUGAAAUCAUUUGCUCCACGUAAGAUAAUAGAGGCAGAUGUCCGAGCUCUAGUGCUGUUAAUAAACAGGCUUGGUUAACCAAUUCGUUUUAAUAAACCAGAAUUACAGAAUUAAAAAGUCUAAAAUGUUAAUACUUCACAAGGCAGCUGAACAGUAAUUUCUUCAAAAAUCAUUUUGCCUCAAUAUUAAAUGUCUAGGUAUAAAAAAGUUUAUUAGUCAUUCAGACUUUUGAAAAACCCAAGUGACUACCAGUCUAACCCAUAUCAGAACACUAUUCCCAUCUACACCUACGAUGUGCCCAACGAGUAAUCAUUCAGCCAUUACUUGAAGGUCUCUACAAAGGGACCCGCUUCUUCCACUUCGGAUUAGCACUAAUUCUAUCCUGCAGAAACAGGCCUCUUCCCAUCUUUCUACUCACUGCUGCUCUGGGGCUGAGCAGAACAAGUCUGAUGCCUCUUGGCCCACCCCCACCUUUUGGUAAGUAGUGCCCUAAACUAAACUGAUCCUUGUAUGGUACAAACAAGAUAGAAGUCCUCUCUGAUACUGGUUACCCGUUUCUCAAUACUCUCCAAAUUCUCAACAAUGUAAUAGAUCCUGUAACACAGAUGAAAUGAUGUUUUCACCUUAAUUUACAGGACUAAUCUUAAUGUCUCCCAUGCGUAUAACUGCUCAUACUACUGAAAGAAUGGCAGCAAAUAAAUGGGAAUUAUGUAACUCCAACUUAAUGAGAAUAAACUUUGGUAUUCCAUA
Molecule: messenger RNA, 3278 nt
Organism: Trichosurus vulpecula (common brushtail)
Lineage: Eukaryota; Metazoa; Chordata; Mammalia; Diprotodontia; Phalangeridae
Gene: ACAT2
Product: acetyl-CoA acetyltransferase 2
Exons: 9
Coding region: 186-1379 (397 amino acids)
Biological process (GO): fatty acid beta-oxidation
Molecular function (GO): acetyl-CoA C-acetyltransferase activity
Source: RefSeq, a predicted model, not a curated record